Mustela lutreola (European mink) is the source of this 2706-nucleotide messenger RNA. It is a transcript of the gene RTP3, whose product is annotated as receptor transporter protein 3. The transcript is spliced from 2 exons. Bases 607 to 2013 code for a protein of 468 amino acids. Lineage: Eukaryota; Metazoa; Chordata; Mammalia; Carnivora; Mustelidae. The record is from RefSeq and is a predicted model, not a curated record. Gene Ontology annotation, cellular component: cytoplasm. Gene Ontology annotation, biological process: detection of chemical stimulus involved in sensory perception of bitter taste; protein insertion into membrane; protein targeting to membrane. Gene Ontology annotation, molecular function: olfactory receptor binding.
UCCGUUCUGCCCUGAGCGGGCUGGGCGGUUCGCAGCUGCUCAGCUUCCAGGCAGCAGGCGGCAUUCUGCCCUGAGCGAGCUGGGCAUCCCCAGCUGCCCAACUUCAUGGUCCUAGAUCGUCCUUUCCCCCAAAUACCUGUUGCCAGUAUGUGUUUUUCUUAAGGCCGUAUCUAAAUGUGCUUGGUAACUAGUAAAAUCCUCCGGGGGUUAUAGUUGAAGUAAUACAUUGUUCUGAGGGGCAGUUGCAUCUCUCCAUCAUUUCCAGAGGCUUCUGAGGUAAAGAAUGUAUUCCGGGUUACAGGCAAGUUAUCUGCUGAUCCAAUCCAGAGUCCGGAGCUUUCCCUUGGUCAUAUUUUAUUGGAUGAAACCAUGCAUUCCGUGUCUUUGGAAAUUCCCGGUGGAGGAGGCUAGCGCUCACUAGUCUGCUGAACUGAAAGCCAGAUUCAACUGACCUUCGUCUUUGAGGCAAAGACCUGGUCCACUGGCCCAGGUCAUGUACACAAAGGCGGGUCCCAGCCCUUUAAAGUAGGAAACCUCGUGUCCUGCUGCAGACGUGUCAGAGCCUCCCCGAGAUCCUGAGGUACGCAGCUGUCCACACAGCGUACCAUGAAUCAGGACAUGGAGCUAUGGAAGCAAGUGUUCCAGGAAUUAAUCCAGGAAGUGAAGCCAAGGCACAAAUGGACCCUGACAGAAGACAAAGACCUUCUUCCCAACAGCCUGGAGCCGGGGUGGUCACAGUACCAGCAGUGGGCCUUUGCCAGGUUCCAGUGCUCCUUGUGCUCUCGCAGCUGGGCCUCUUCUCAAGUUCAGGUUGUUUUCCACAUGCACAAGACUAGGGGGAAACCCAGGGGCAACGUGAAGAUGAGGGUCUUUGCCCAGAGAUGUCAGAAGUGCCAUCAGUCUCCAUUUGAGGUUCCCGAGUUCACAAAAGAGAACAUCUCCAGGAUCCUGAACAACCUGGUAUUCCGAAUUCUGAAGAAAUGCUACAGAGAAGGAUUUAAGUCGAUGGAGGAGAUCCCUACCAUUAGGGAAAUCACUCUUGAAGGGCCGCAUGACAGUAACAACUGUGAGGCAUGUCUGCAGGGCUUCUGUGCCCAGAGUGGCUUCAGUGAGGCCGUGCAGUCACCAGUGUCCCCAUCACUUCCUGCCAUAAGCUCACCUGCUCUUGGGACCACCAUUCCCAUGCCCUUUCCCAGUAGAAGUGGCACCACAGUGGACACAGUGAAGGGGAACAUCACCGUGGACAGAGUGAAGGGGAACAUCACCGCCGACACAGUGAGGGGGAACAUCACGGUGGACACAAUGAAGAGGAACAUCACCACAGAUGCAGUGAGGGGGAAUAUCACUGCGGACACAGUGAAGAGGAACAUCACCACAGACGCAGUGAGGGGGAAUAUCACUGCAGAUGCAGUGAAGAGGAACAUCGCCGCGGACACAGUGAAAAGGAACAUCACCGCGGACACAGUGAGGGGGAACCUCACGGUGGACACAGUGAAGAAGAACAUCACCACGGAUGCAGUGAGGGGGAAUAUCACUGCAGAUGCGGUGAAGAGGAACAUCACCGCGGACACGGUGAGGGGGAACCUCACGGUGGACACAGUGAAGAGGGACAUCACCACAGACGCAGUGAGGGGGAAUAUCACUGCAGAUGCAGUGAAGAGGAACAUCACCGCGGACACAGUGAGAGGGAACAUCACCACCAACACAGAGAGGGGGAACUCCACAGUGGACAUAGAGAAGUGGAACGCCAUAGUAAACAAAGGGAAGGCUUUGCCCCAACCCUGGCACCCUGGGUCCAGGGAGGCUGCAAUCCUCCCCACCCACUGGAGCCCAAGAGCAAACACCCAACACCAUGUGGAGACGAGAAUCCAAGUCAGUACCCAUAGCGAGGUGUUCUAUCCCCACACAGCCCCGAAUCCCAGGCGCAAGAACUUGAAUGUUUGCUGCUGUUUUUUCAUUCUGAUUAUUGUCGUGGUGAUUGUCGUAGAGAGCAUUCAGUGGACCUCCAAAUGAUGCCAAGUUCAAAGUCAUGUAGUAUGAUCUCACGGAUAGGAAAUAUCCAGAAAAGGUAAAUCCAGAGACAGAAAGUAGCGUGAUGACUGCCAGGGGCUGUGCGGAAAGGGAUUAAUCUGUUAUAGGGCUUUUGGGGGACAGAAGGUGUGUGGUGAUGAAAAUGUUUGGCAUGAGACAGAGGGGGUCGUUGUACAAUACAGUGAAUGCAGUAAACACCAUUGAAUUGUUCAUUUUAAAUGGUUGAUUUCGUGUGAUUUUUUUUUUUAAGGGUUAAUGUUAAUUUCAAUUCAAUUCUAUCUUGCCUAAGGGAUGCUGAAAUUCUGCUCAUUCUCUGGAGAACUGAGACCGAAGCCUUUAUGGCUCACAGAACCAUUUGGAAAUCUCAUAAGACCUGUGGAUCCUCUCUCCCCAGAGAAGCUUGCACAGACCCGGGGAGGUCAGCAGGUGGAGGCACUUGCAGUGUUUUCACUGGGCUGAAAGCCUAGGUCUCAAAACAGUGUUCUCCACAGCAGGGUCCACGCAGUUCAGGGCUGGGGCAGGACCCACAUGGGGGAGACAGCCUUCAAACUCUGGUUCGUUUCUUUGGACUUUACUAUUCUUUGUUGUAUGGUUUAUAACAAGCAUUAUUGUACUAGUAGAAUGGUAUUGUGACACAAUGUGUAACUAAAUAAACAUACACCAUCUGGAAAGUCA